Colletotrichum scovillei is the source of this 1656-nucleotide messenger RNA. Its product is annotated as cytochrome P450 82A2. Bases 1 to 1656 code for a protein of 551 amino acids. The record is from RefSeq and is a predicted model, not a curated record. Gene Ontology annotation, molecular function: monooxygenase activity; oxidoreductase activity, acting on paired donors, with incorporation or reduction of molecular oxygen; heme binding. NCBI's taxonomy places the organism in Eukaryota, Fungi, Ascomycota, Sordariomycetes, Glomerellales, Glomerellaceae. The transcript is spliced from 2 exons.
AUGUUCCAGCAGCAAUUCACCAUUGGCCAUGGCUCAUAUGAGCGAUGUCAGACCUUGAAUCUGCCGAGUGUCAAAAGCAUGCAAGAACUCAGAUCCGGGAUUGCGCGCAUUUUUUCAGUCUCUGAUUCCGAUUCUAUUUGUUUUUAUAAUCGAAAAGAGAUUCUCACUUCUCUUGAUGAAGUUAAGAGGAGUGAUGGUCCAGUGCAGGUCAGAGUGAAUGACGAAGUCGUCAGAGAGCCGUUGGGACCAGAGCCAUUACCAUACGUUGGCAACCGCUACGAACUCUAUCCGGAUCCACUUGGGAACUAUGAUCGCCUCUUUGACCGGUAUGGACCUGUUAUCAAAACGAUCAAUAUGGGCACGGUAACAUACCUCACCAAUGAUCCCAAUGUCUCUCGCGAAGUUCUCCGCGAAGGGGAAUACUUCACCAAAACUACAUCAGAUCCGGGCCAUCCUCUGUACUACAUGCGAAAUAACGAGGCGCUCUUUACUUGCGACAGCGAUGCUCCAGCAUUCAAAUUAGCGCACAAGUACAUACCGCCCAGCUUAACGCCGAAGGCAGUCCGCCACUACACACCAACUGUUUUAGCUUGCGUCGAGAGGUCAUUCAAUGUUUUUGAUGAGCUCGAUGAAAAGGAGCUCGCAUUCAAUGUUUAUCAUUACACAUUCAAGAUGGCUGGAGAGAUCAUCUGGAAGGUCAUUCUUGGCAUGGACUUAGGUCACUUUGACUCGAUUGACACAAAGCCCCAUGAAACUAUUCGGCUUCUGGGCGAGUAUCUUUCGCUCAUGAAGAAAACCUCUUUGCGCGGAAGUUGGUAUGGAUACCUGCCAUUCGGGACGCCAAAGAGACUCAAGCUAGUGAGACAACUCUUGUGGGAGGGCGUUGCCAAAGGCAUUGAGGAUUCAGUCACGUCCAGCGCAGACCUGCCGAUGAAAGACGCUGCACUACACGCUACCAGCGUCGCUGACUACCUUCGUCGGGCCACCGACGAGAAGGGAAAAAAGUUGCCCAAAGAGAUCAUGCUGAGUAACUGCGUCAUCAUGAUUGGAGCUGGCUUUGUAACAACCUCUUCCCUCCUGGCCUGGCUUAUCUACGCUUUGGUCAAAUAUCCCGGAAAUCAGCAGCGUCUGCUCGAAGAACUUGUCAACUACGGAGCUUCUCCUAGCAAAGAGUGGAGCUAUGAUGAGCUGACCGAAAUGCCGUUCCUCGACAAAUUUGUGAAGGAGACACAGCGGAUGCACAAUCCGUCGUUCCAAACAGCGAGAAACGCAAAGCAAGAUGUCGUACUUCCAGGCGGGUACUUCCUACCCAAGGGCUCCGUCAUCAUUCCAACUUUUCCUUCAUUACACAAGAAUCCAGUGCACUGGGAUAAUCCAACGCGUUUUGAUCCGGAUCGAUGGGACACUAAGGAGGUGAAGGGCCGGCACAAGAUGUCUUACACUCCAUUCGCGGCAGGGAGCAGGGGGUGUGUGGGGUACAACCUCGCUCUUCUUGAGGUGAAGAGUGUCAUGGCAAAGUUGGUUUACCGCUAUCACUUUGAAGAUGCGUCUACUGAAGCCGUGGUGUACGAUCCUGAGUUCAUUGUCAUUAGGCCAUUGAACUUUUAUGCUAGGGCAGUGCGGAGAACACAGUGGCCCGCGAGUCAGGGGGCAUGA